AUGGCAACGUACUUUCAUGGAAGCUCAGAAAUCCAAGCAGCCGCUGCACCUUCUGAUGGGAUCCAGACACUUUAUCUCAUGAACUCUAACUACCUCUCCUCUUAUUCUGAUGCUACUCAGCAGCAGCACCAACAACAGCCUCCAAAUAUGAUCUUCUUUAACCCGGCCAGUAGUACUGCUGCUUCCAAUAAUGGCCUACACACUGGAAACCCUCCUCAUGGGCCGCCGCAGAACCAUCACUUUGUCGGCAUCCCACUUCCUCUCCCCUCCUCCAACAUCACUUCUCUAACUCCAGACAAUCACAGCCGUCCAUCGUCCCUACACGGGGUCGUCCCUAAUCAUGUUCACUAUAACAUUUGGGGUUCAACAGAUCAGAAUUCUGUCGCAUCAGUUGCAACAGCCAGCGAGUCUAGUGGGGCCCAUGAUGUCGUGUCGUCGCAAGUGGGUUUUCGGAGGCCGGUGGUGGUGUCUCCAGGAAGACAAGGAUUAUCUCUAAGCCUUUCGUCUCAGCAAGCACCGGGACCACCGACACCAUAUAAUAGGGCUAUAACCAACGAACACCAUGAGAUUCAAGCGUUGCAUCCCCAUGUUUCGGUUGUAUCUACAGGUGAUGAAAUCAGAGUUUCUGGGAACUCUCCGUCGUCUGUUUCGGCAGUGUCGAAUGGGGUUUCCGGUAUGCAAAACAUGGUUUUGGGAUCCAAGUACCUGAGAGCUACACAGGAGUUGCUUGAUGAAGUUGUUAAUGUAGGGAAAGACCUAAUACGGAGUGGGUUGAUAGAAGGGACUAAAGAGAAGGUGAAGAUGACUAGAGAAUCAAUAACUGGAGAUGGGUCUAGUGGCAGUGGAGGUGCUGGUGGUGAAACUAGUACUGCUAAGCGUGGAGCUGAGCUUACUGCAGCCCACAGGCAGGAGCUGCAAAUGAAGAAGGCAAAGCUUGUAAACAUGCUUGAUGAGGUGGAACAAAGAUAUAGGCAAUACCACCACCAAAUGCAAGUAGUAGUUUCCUCAUUUGAGCAAGCAGCAGGAUUUGGUGCAGCGAAAUCAUACACUGCCCUAGCAUUACAGACUAUCUCAAAGCAAUUCAGGAGUCUUAAAGACACAAUUUCGUCUCAAAUCAGGGCCACAAGCAAUAGCUUGGGUGAAGAGGAUUGCAUGGGAGCAAAGGUUGAAGGUUCAAGACUAAGGUACGUGGAUCAUCAGCUUCGACAACAGCGAGCACUACAACAAUUGGGAAUGGUUCAACACAAUGCUUGGAGACCGCAGAGAGGAUUGCCGGAACGUGCUGUUUCCGUUCUUCGCGCUUGGCUCUUUGAGCACUUCCUUCACCCUUAUCCAAAGGAUUCUGAUAAGCACAUGCUUGCAAAACAAACAGGGCUUACUAGGAGCCAGGUGUCUAAUUGGUUUAUAAAUGCUCGAGUUCGGCUGUGGAAGCCAAUGGUUGAGGAAAUGUACAUGGAGGAAAUCAAGGAGCAAGAGAAAAAUGGUUCCGAGGAAAACGCAAGUAAAAAUGAGAACAAGGAAUCUGGGUCUCAUUCUAGUGCACCGGGAGAGAGCAGUACACUUCAAAUAGAGCAACUUAAAGGAGUACUUCACUCAAGACAAGCAGAAAAACUCAGCAACCAGAAUGCUUCUCCUACUAAAUUUUCAAACCCCACAAUCUCAAUGUCUUCCAUGGGAGGACCCCUUCAACAGCAAGCUGGUUUUACACUUAUUGGACCAGCUGAUAUGGAAGGAAUUGAUCAAAGAAGUUCAAAAAAACCGAGGAGUAGUGACGUGCAGAAUUCUCCAAGUAGUAUCCUCUCCAUGGACAUGGACGUGAAACAAGGUGAGACAAGUAGGGAAAUCGGUGUGAAUUUUGGUGGUGAAAGGUUAACCAAGGAUGGCUAUCCUUUAAUAAAUAGCAGUGGUGGAUUUGGAGCAUAUCCAAUGGGAGAUCUUGGAAGGUUUAACCUUGAGCAGUUGACGCCAAGAUUUAGUGGAAACAGUGUUUCCCUCACUCUUGGCCUACCACAUUGUGAGAACCUCUCUCUUUCAGGAACUCAACAAAACUACCUCUCCAGCCAGAACAUUCAGUUGGGUGGAAGAAGACUAGAAAUUGGAACCAAUACGGAACCUGACUAUUCUGGGAUUAACACAUCCCAAAAUUCUCACUCCAGCUCUGGUUUUGAGAGCUUUGAUAUUCAAACCAGAAAGAGGUUUCCUGCUCAACUAUUACCAGAUUUUGUGACCUGA
Molecule: messenger RNA, 2232 nt
Organism: Dovyalis caffra
Lineage: Eukaryota; Viridiplantae; Streptophyta; Magnoliopsida; Malpighiales; Salicaceae
Source: the annotation of a GenBank genome assembly